AUGCAAAAUUGUGAUUACAAGGACGCUCAGCAGGCAGCAUUGUUUGUACUGCAAAAGUCAUCGUUGUCAUUAGAGAAUCGUAUAGAAAUUAAAGGCUAUGAUUUCAACAAAGGUAUUGACUACGAAGCGUUGUUAAAUUCCUACAUGUCAACUGGAUUUCAGGCAUCCCAUUUCGCUCAAGCUGUUGAGCAAAUCAAUGAAAUGAUAGCGUCACGCGAGGAACAUUUAGAAGGUGAAAUAAUGUUACCGUAUCCAAAGGAAAAAAAGAGACGGGCUUGUACAAUAUUUCUUGGGUAUACUAGUAACCUUAUUACAUCAGGCGUUCGAGAAAGUAUACGAUACUUGGUUGAGCAUGAUUUGGUAGACUGUAUUGUGACGAGUGCGGGUGGCGUAGAGGAAGAUUUGAUAAAAUGCCUGGCACCGUCAUAUUUGGGCUCGUUUGACCUUGAUGGAAAAGUGUUACGCCGUGAUGGAUUAAACAGAGCAGGUAACAUUUUGAUACCUAACGAUAAUUACUGUCGUUUCGAAGAAUGGAUAAUGCCUAUUCUGGAUAAAUGUGAAACAGAGCAAAAUGUCGAGGGAUUUUCGUGGAGUCCAUCAAAACUUAUUGAUCGCCUCGGUGCAGAAAUUAAUGAUGUCAGAUCAGUUUGCUAUUGGGCGCAUAAGAAUCGAAUACCAAUUUUUAGUCCUGCUUUAACAGAUGGAUCGCUUGGAGAUAUGUUAUAUUUUCAUUCAUUCAGAAAUGGAGGAAUCAAAUUGGAUAUUGUGGAGGAUGUGCGACAUAUCAAUACGAUGGCGGUUCGGUCGAAUAAAACUGGAGUGAUUCUUCUUGGUGGUGGUGUUGUAAAGCAUCAUAUCAAUAAUGCAAACCUAAUGCGAAAUGGAUCUGAUUACACUGUAUAUGUGAACACUGGCCAGGAAUUUGAUGGAAGCGAUUCUGGAGCUCGACCAGAUGAAGCAGUAAGUUGGGGUAAAAUUAAAGAAGAUUGUAAACCUGUAAAAGUUUUUGCUGACGUCUCUCUUGUCUUUCCAUUACUGGUUGCUAAAACAUUUGCGCGUUUUAUUGAGGAGCGAAGAUCUAGACUCAGAUUUGUAACGGCAUGA
This is a messenger RNA of Thelazia callipaeda (thelaziosis nematode), 1104 nucleotides long. The record is from the annotation of a GenBank genome assembly. Lineage: Eukaryota; Metazoa; Nematoda; Chromadorea; Rhabditida; Thelaziidae.